Molecule: messenger RNA, 2043 nt
Organism: Cryptococcus wingfieldii CBS 7118
Lineage: Eukaryota; Fungi; Basidiomycota; Tremellomycetes; Tremellales; Cryptococcaceae
Exons: 8
Coding region: 1-2043 (680 amino acids)
Source: RefSeq, a predicted model, not a curated record
AUGCCAGCGGCCGACCUCCCAAAGCCACCAGACCCCCUGGCCCCUCCCCUCCGCCUCAUCGUCGCUCUCGCCUCUCUCUGCGCCAAGUCAUCUGUCACUCUUUCAGCAAGUGCCCAAAAGUGGUAUGAGGCAGAGUCGACAUCAUGGAUCCGAUCAGUCUGCAAGCUGCUGGAAUUCAACAUCGAGCAGCUACCUUCGUCUAUCGAGCCAAGCCAUGUCAAGCUCGCUGCAGAUGAGCAGAGAGAAGAGUGGAGCCGAGAGGAGAUCAUCAGGAUUGCUGGCAUUUUCAUAGAAGCCAGUGUAGCCCAGGACGCACAGGAGAGUGCAAAGAAGGGCAACAAGGAGGGUGCGCUCAAGUAUACGCCCGUUGCGCGGGCACUGUCGUAUCGAACAGCUCAGCUACUGGGACUCCCCGCCAACGAGCUCAUCCCAGGAGCCGAGAAGAACCUCGCUCAUACUCUCUUCAAAGCGCUCAAGUCUGCUUCUUACCAUGAGCAGAAAGACAAAGUGGAGAGUGCUAGGGCGGCGCAAUCUCAAGGAUGGGGUGGAUCUCUUGGGCGCCAUCUGGCUACCGGCGCUGGUGUAGUAGCUGGUGGUGUGCUUUUGGGUGUCACAGGAGGUCUCGCUGCUCCUGCAAUCGCCGCCGUCCUUGCUCCUCUCGGUAUCGGCACCGUCCUCUCCGCGUCGGCCGCCCCAGUCGUCCUCGGUACCCUCUUUGGCGUCGGUGGUGGCGGUCUUGCCGGUCGACGAGUCCGUGAAAGAUGGAGGGGCGUAGAAGAAUUCAGCUUUAUCGAGAUCGGCGAUGGCAACAAGGCUACUCAGGAAGAGAUUGAUGAUCUUCAAGCGUCAAGCAAGAAGGUCAAGGAUGACGCGGCUGCAAAGGCGAAGGAAGAGGCCGAGAAGAAGCAGGAAGAAGAAAAGCCUGGGGAGGAUGGGAGCAUCAGUGAUGAGCAAGCGGCGAAGAAUGUUGAAGCCGGACGAUUGGAUAUCGAACAAAGGCUGUUGAGUCUUACUCUCAAAUCUGGCACGAGGACGAGUAUCUCUGGGCCCAACGACUCGUUCAACGCGACUCCUGAAAGCCCUCGUGUUUCUCUCAACAAGCCGAAAGAUGAGAAAGCUAUCGCUGAAGCACCCAAACCUCCCAGUUUGACUGCCACUAUCGUCGCUCCCGGUCUUCUUACUGUAUCCCGUACCGAAGCCAUCUCCGCUUGGCGAGCUAUCUGCUCGUCCGUAUCCAGUUCUCAGGCGACUCUCGCUCCUCGUGUCGUACCUCGGGAGAAGGGUGAGCCUAUUGGGGCUGAAGAAGUCAAGGAAGGAAAGCAGCUUGGGCUCAAAGACGGGCGAGACGUCUAUCUGUUGAGAUUUGAGAGUGCCGCUAUGUUGAAGACCGGACAGGAUGUGGAAUUCUGGGUGGAAAGCAAGCUUAAAGGAUACGUCAAGAAGGAAAUCAUCAAGCGCACUCUUCUCAACGCUUACUUUGCCGCCGUCAGCCUGCCUCUAACGGUGUACUCGAUGGCCUCUAUGACUCUUGACAACACUUGGGUGCAUGCGCAGGACCGAGCCAAGAAAGCCGGUCGACUCCUUGGAGAAGUCAUCGAAAAGCGCGUUCAAGGCGAACGACCUGUCAUUCUCAUUGGCUCAUCUGUCGGAGCCUUGACCAUCCAACACGCUCUCCUCUACCUCGCCUCUCUUCCAACACCCCCCGGCGCCCGCUCCUCCGUUCCAGCAUACGUCGAAUCCGCCUUCCUCAUCUCUCUACCCGCAGCUCCGACGCAAGAAGAGUGGCAGCAGUGCAGAAGCGUGGUAGCGAGAAGAUUGGUGAAUGUGUGGAGUGAUUCUGACUUUGUGUUGGCAGGUGUUGUGAGGUUGCAUGAGGUGGUCUCGAAAGCUGCGAUGGGGUCGAGUGGGAUUCGCGUGGCCGGCUUGGGCCCUGUAGAGUACCCGGGGGUGGAGAAUGUGGAUGUGUCGUCGGUGCUGAGAGGGCAUAUGGAGCUACAGGCGAAGAUGCCGGAGAUCUUGAAUAUCAUCAAUGUCGAUGCGUAG